Messenger RNA from Fragaria vesca subsp. vesca, 1029 nucleotides. RefSeq names its product mitochondrial uncoupling protein 3-like. Gene Ontology annotation, biological process: transmembrane transport; response to cold. Lineage: Eukaryota; Viridiplantae; Streptophyta; Magnoliopsida; Rosales; Rosaceae. The transcript is spliced from 2 exons. The record is from RefSeq and is a predicted model, not a curated record. The coding region runs from base 71 to 991 and encodes 306 amino acids.
AAUCAAAAACGGUAUGUCGUUUACGGGGCUACUAGCUCAGAGCACACUGCGACAGAAAUUCUAAGCUCCGAUGAAACCGAGCGAAGAACACGGGCGUCAACACGCCCCCACAAAGAUCCUGCUGACAUCGAUCUCAGCAAUGGUCGCCGAAACGACGACGUUUCCGAUCGACCUAGCAAAGACGAGGCUCCAGCUCCACGGCGAGUCGCGGGCUCUGGGCUCGACCCGGCCCACCAACGCGUUCCGGGUGGCCUCGGAAAUCGUGCGCCGGGAAGGCCCUCUGGGACUGUACAAGGGUCUGUCUCCGGCGAUCCUCAGGCACAUGUUCUACACGCCCAUUCGCAUCGUCGGCUACGAGCACCUCAGAAACUCUUUGACAACCGAUGGUGGGUCCCUCUCUCUCCCCGCUAAAGCCAUCUCCGGCGGACUCUCCGGCGUCGUUGCUCAGUUGGUGGCAAGCCCUGCAGAUCUUGUAAAGGUGAGGAUGCAAGCAGAUGGUCGUUCUGUGAGCCAAGGCUUUCAACCUAGGUACUCAGGGUGUUUUGAUGCUUUAAGCAAGAUCACCCGAGCAGAAGGUGUUGGAGGACUUUGGAAAGGGGUUUUCCCUAAUGUUCAAAGAGCUUUCUUAGUGAACAUGGGAGAAUUAGCUUGCUAUGAUCAUGCAAAGCGUUUUGUUAUCAGUAAUCAGAUUUCUGAGGAUAAUAUAUAUGCCCACACAUUAGCAUCAAUUUUGUCAGGGCUUUCAGCGACUGCUUUGAGCUGUCCGGCAGACGUGGUGAAGACGAGAAUGAUGAAUCAGUCGGAAAUCAAGGUAGGGAAGAUUAUGUACAGCAGUUCUUAUGACUGUCUUGUGAAGACUGUCAAAGUUGAAGGUCUGAGAGCACUAUGGAAAGGAUUCUUUCCUACAUGGGCACGACUUGGACCUUGGCAAUUUGUGUUCUGGGUCUCGUAUGAGAAGUUUCGACAAAUUGCAGGGUUUUCUUCAUUCUGAUGAUGAACCUUUGAUCAACUCGCAGUUUACAAUUUCAA